Messenger RNA from Paramuricea clavata, 498 nucleotides. NCBI's taxonomy places the organism in Eukaryota, Metazoa, Cnidaria, Anthozoa, Malacalcyonacea, Plexauridae. The record is from the annotation of a GenBank genome assembly.
AUGAGCAGGGCACGAGAAGCAGACCAGAAGAAGAAAAUGGAAAACGAAAGUAAAGUAAAUGGCUCCAAGUACCGGAAGAAAUCUCAUUUCAUAAUCGGCGACAAUGUCCUGAUCAGAAACUACAAUAAAUCAAGAAAGUUUGACACUCUCUUCCUCCAGGAAGCGUUCAAGAUCAUUGAUAUGAACAGGGAGGGGAACAUAGUCACGGUACAACAAGAAGGAAGCGGUCUCACCCUGUGUCGACACCCGGAUGAUCUCAAACCUUCGAAAAGUCGACCGGACAACCGCGAAGAGAAACAGGAGUGCAUGCAGUACGCCGACAUCCAAUGGCCAGAAGUACUGAGCACGAUGACGACGACGAGAGCUACCGCCUGGAAAAGAGAGAUACAGCACCACCGCCUAGACGAAGUCAACGGAAACGGACGACCAUUCCAGUUUACAAGUAAACACGAAUGUUUACGAACAGUAUUCAUUUUAUCUAUUUGUGAUAGGGGAUGA